AAACAGGGCCCAGAUCAGAGAACCUCUCUGAGAUUCACUGCUCAGCUCUGGCCUACAUUCUGCAGAUGUCAGAUGAGGUUCUGGAUGAGUUGGACCUGGAGAAGUACAACACAACAAAGGAGGGACAUUUAAGACUGAUUCCAGCUGUGAGAAACAGCAGAAAGGCUCUACUUUGUAAAGCUUGGCUCUCAGAGACUCACUUUGAAAUUUUGGGCUCAGCUCUGAUGUCCAACCCCUCCCAUCUGACAGAGCUGGACCUGAGCUUCACCCCCCUGCAUAUUUUGAGUGGAAACAACUCUUUGCAGCAUUCAGCAAUGAAACCAUUGCUUGCUAGUCUGGAGAGUCCACACUGUAGACUGGAGACUUUGAGACUGAAGUGCUGCAGGUUGACAGAGACUGCAUGUGCUGCUCUGGUCUCUGCUCUAAAGUCCAACCCAUCCCAUCUGAGAAAUCUGGACCUGAGCAAAAAUGAUGUGCAGGAUUUAGGAGUGAAACACAUUUGUGGUUUUUUGGAGAGUCCACACUGUAAACUGGAGACUCUGAGGUCAGUUGCCUGUUAGCAUUCUCUUAGAAUUUAUGAUUAAUAUGAAGUUGUUUCUAUUCUAGGAGUAUAUUGUUUAGUCUUUUGGGUAUAGUAUUAUUUUCCACUCCUUCUGAAUUCUGUUUUCCAUGUUUCUAGCUCUUAUUUCCUUGUUUGAUUAUUAUAGUUUCCUUUCGUGUGUAAUCUCUCCUAGUUUUAUCUUUGUGUUUUGUCCUUAGCAUCUUCGGUGUGAAGUCAGUUUUGUCUCCAUAUUUGUUUUCCCUUUCUGUUUUUCUCUUUCUGUUCCUGUGUUUUCUUAUUUCUUGUCUUAUUUUGUGAGUCCCUCAUCUCAUGUGCUUUGUGUUCAGUUUUGCUUCCCCUUGUCUCAUCAUUUAGAUUCUGUUCACCUGUAUCUUAUUUCCCCCAGCUGUGUCCUUUCUCGCUAACUAUGUCUUGUGUUUAUUUAAACACCCAGUUUUCCUCAGAUCCUUCUUUCAUUCUCCCACAUGCUGUGUAUUCCUGUUUUCUGUAGGGUCCCUUUAGUCUCUAGUUUUGGUUUUGGUUUUCUAUGAGUUCCACCAAUUGACCUGUCUUUUGAGUUUGCUUGUUGUCUCUGGAGUCCUGCAUAUUGGGGCCUAAAUCUCCCUGCCACACAGUGAACAAACAUGGAUACGAAUGUUUCAUGCACAAAUCUUUAAUUUAUCAAUAUUUUCAUCGUUUAAUUGGUUUGUUCUUUAGGAAAAUAGUCUCCCUGACCUUGCAUAUGAACAAAUGACAGCCUUACUGCUUUUUCAAUUUAAACAUGAUGAACGAGCCAUCACUACUGUUACUAAUAAUAACAACAAUGAUUACAAUUAUUAUUUUUAUUCCCUUUGGUCAUUGUUUACUGUUUUCCAAAACACCAUAUGCCAUCAAAUGAAAAAUAAAAGGAAUGUAAAGAAAAUAAAAUGCAAUUGUGGUGACCCACUAGAGGACUCCACUUACACCCAAGCCGAGAGGAAAGAUUCUGCUGUGUUUGGGCGCAAUAUGCUCAGUUCAUGUUUGGAGGUGAAAAGUUGGAAUGUAAAACCAGAGCUCCUGUGUCGUGUGUCACAUGCCUCCAUACAAUCACUACGGGAAUGACCACUCUUCAAAGGAAAAAAUGAAUUAAAUUGAAUUGAAUGAAAUCAAACAUUUCUCAAUAUACAAAUGUGGCAAGAACAAAACAGGCCAAUACACAGGUUUCAAUGAUCCAACAGUAAUUUUGCAUGGUAACAAACUUCUUCAGUAGGUUAAAACAUUUCCAACAUUUCCAAGCAAAUAUUAUUAAAUGAGGCCACUGACGGGAAUAGCAGACAUCUCAGUGCUUAACUCAUCAUUUAUAAAGCAUUAGUUCUCCUUAGGAUGUAUUUUAUAAACACAUAAAACAUAAAUGUUAUUCUUGAUUAAUGAACUUAUAUAUAACAUGUUCAUGGUAUCAUAAGUGAUUAACAAAGUAUUUAGAUGCAUGCACACACACACAAAUGUUUGCAGCUGAGAAUAAAUAUUUCUAUGUUCUGUAUCUCUUUGUGCUUUGUCUGUGUCAUUUUCCUGUUGUGGACAUAGCUUAGACUUGUUUGAGUGUUAAGGUACUUUAAUUUUCAUUUUUAAAUUCUUUUCUAAAGAGAAAGCACAUUAUUCCUAUAUUGGCUUCUCUUCAUUUACUCCCUGUUAAAUCUAAAUUUAAAAUUGUUCUCAUCACCUACAAGGGCGAGAAUGAGCAGGCUCCAUCAUAUCUUAACGACCCUAUAUUACCAUAUCAUCACAUUAGAGCACUCUAAUGGUGUGUGUGUGUGUGUGUGUGUGUGUACUUUGUUAAUCAGUUAUUGAGACUUUCUAAAUGAUAACGCCAACACAUUUCAGGGAGUGCAGAAUUAUUAGGCAAGUUGUAUUUUUGAGGAAUAAUUUUAUUAUUGAACAACAACCAGUGUUGGGAAGGUUACUUUUAAAAUGUA
Haplochromis burtoni (Burton's mouthbrooder) is the source of this 2493-nucleotide messenger RNA. RefSeq names its product ribonuclease inhibitor-like. Bases 66 to 560 code for a protein of 164 amino acids. Lineage: Eukaryota; Metazoa; Chordata; Actinopteri; Cichliformes; Cichlidae. The transcript has 3 exons. Gene Ontology annotation, molecular function: protein binding. The record is from RefSeq and is a predicted model, not a curated record.